Messenger RNA from Coccidioides immitis RS, 2262 nucleotides. RefSeq lists its product as uncharacterized. The record is from RefSeq and is a predicted model, not a curated record. The coding region runs from base 1 to 2262 and encodes 753 amino acids. The transcript has a single exon. Lineage: Eukaryota; Fungi; Ascomycota; Eurotiomycetes; Onygenales; Onygenaceae.
AUGGCACUCUGGCCCUUCGGAAAGAGGAAGAAUCGUGCUUUCAGACGAUCUGAUGGAGCAUCCAGCCCGUCAUCCGCUCAGAGAGCUGCCUCCUUCUCCUGUACCGCCAAAUCUGAGUCCUCCAUCCCGAACCACAACGCCUCUGCUACACCCGUAAAGACCCACCGAAGAGACUCCAAGCGGCGGAAGAACCGUCGUGACCAAGGUGCAAUCGGCGGUGAGGACUCCUGCCUUCCUCCUCGCCAGAUCACCACCCCGUCUCCCGUUCCGUCCCCCGACCUCGACACGAGCCCGUCCUUCCACUUCUCUGCCCUGGCCCGCCCCGAACGCGUCGACUCUCCUUCCGUCCGCACCUUCUCUCCCUUCAGGUUCCAGCCCAGCCUCAACAUGUCCCAGAACAGCUUGUCCAGAAGCUUCAACGAUGUCCCGACCCUGCGAAGUCAGAGGCGCUCCACAGAACCGAGCCUCUUGCGCCGCAAGUCAAGCAAGCGCAAACGUAACGACUACGCCCGAGAACAGGAAAUUCGGAACAUGGCCCUCGAGAGCAAUUGGGACUUACCCCCCGGUCGGGCCCAGACCGACCUGAGAGCUUCGCGCCCCAAGUACGAACGCCUGCGAUCCAUAUCCCCAGAUUCCCACGCAUACAAGCUCAGUGUCUUCGAUGCAUUGUCUCCCCGUCCUGUCUUACGCUAUGCACGGACUCCUCGAUACGUAGAUCCUUCGAGGUCCGCGGCUUCUAAGAGCAAGUGCAGGGCUUUGCGACUCGGAGACCUGGAUGGAGAACACCGGAUAAAUGAACUUGCCGAUGAUAUGGACGCGGGGACUCUAAGGGAGCUUAUGGAAAGAGAUCGUCGUAGGAGGGCGGCGAGACGAACCGCUUGUCCCACGGUCAAGCUCGAAAACCCCCCGAAACCACGUCGACAGCAUUCAAUGAAGCAUAAUCAACCUCCUCCUUCAAACAACCGCGAAACAAAUAUCGACACAGCGAUGACUAAUCGGAAACAUGAUCAGAUGGAGUUGUCAAAGACGCCGAACCAUACUGAGUCUUGGCUCCGGGACCCUUCCAAAGAAAGCUUUACCGCAAAUGCAAAUGACGAAGUGCACGAGAAGAAGCCAACGGUGGAGGAAACCCAGAUCGUUGUCGACGAUGAAAAAUCCUUUGUCCACGUUUCGGCAAUCGACGCCGCCGCCGAUAUCAAACACGAACUCGCCGGGCAGGAGAUGGGCUCCGUCUCGGAUAUAUCACCAACGCAAAAAAGUGAAAAGCGGCUGUCCUCAAAUGCUGGCCGCAUCGGUCGAUCCCUCUCAUCAUUCUUUCGUCGUGGCUCUCGGUUCAAGAGAGAACCUCAAGGACAACCGAAAGAAGGCCCAAGCUUUUCGGUCCCGUCCCGAGAAUCUUUCUCAAGGAUCUCCCAUACGGAAGUUGCGGGAAUGCCGCCGGCGAUCCCGAAAAAGAGCAGCCUCCGAUUUGACGGACAGUCUAUGCAGUCCAGGUUCACCGAGCACUUCGAUGAGCCCAUGGAUAACAUGCGUUCCCCGACCGCGAUCGAUAUAUACCCCACAUCACAUCGAUUCAGCGUUUGCACUGGUAGGGGAACUGUGGCGACUGCCCCAAUCGAAGCCCAGGACACAUUCCGCGCAUCCGGAGCAAACAGUCCAGAUACACGUCCCAACAGCAUUUUCCUAGCUCAGUCCCUAGCAUCCAUAGACUCGGAGGGCAGUUGGCUCUCAGGAAAGCCGUCUCGUCACCUUUCCCAGGCACGGUUAGCCCAAUACCGUGGCAGCGCAGAAUCCAAGGAUGAUCCAACCGAAUCAUCACCAGAGGAACGUCCCGCAAGCGAUGAAAUUCUCGGACCCCUUUCUAUUCCUGUCCCUGAAGAAGAGGAGGAGUUCGAGAUCCCUAUCAGCGGCAAUGCUAAACCCCAAGACAAUGACGGGACAACUUGGCAUGACAGCGUUGGAAAGCGACCGCGUCUCAUUCGUCCUUGUACUCGAGCAAAAUCCAAAGAAGGAUUGUUUACUGAGUUCCUCGAAAGCGCUUCAGAGGUCGACACACCCUCGGACGACAGUCCGCUCGACAUCGAAGCGGAAAUGGAAGUCCAUCGUGCCACCAGCGUUGACCUGGGAAAAGGUCAUACACGUCACAUCAGUGCUGGAAGUGCAAAGCUUUUAGACCUGUCUUCUCGCCUAUCCGAAGAUCGAAGACCAAGUUCAGGGACUUUCAGCAGCGGUGUCCUACCGUCGCCACCACUUAGCCAAUAG